CACCACGUCAAGCCCAUCAGGGCACCAAGUGGCCUCGCCGGUGCGCUGUUCACGGGCAACCUUUCCUAUUCUCGCUAAUCGAGAUCGUUGUUCAUGAUGUUAGUUAGUUAACAGGUCGGGGAUGACACACUCUCAACCAUGAUCAUUCUCAAAUGCCACAGCUGCCAAUUGCCAUCAUGUUCGAUCGUUAAUCAAAUCUGAAGAAAAAAAAAAUUAAUUGAUCAGAAAAAUGGGCAAAAAUCAGAAAAGGAAAAGCAGACAGGGCAAUUGGAGAGUCGCGACUGCUCAGGAAUGCGGAGAAAGUCGAUAUGCUGCGUUUCCUCGUGAGCCACUCAGCUGCAUUCUCUCUGCCUUCUUUUUUUUUAUUUUUCAUGCAGCUAUUUCUUUUUUCUAUUUUAAUUUUUCUUUUCCGAAUUCUUCCUCCAACAUCAUUCCCUCGCUUCCUCCUUUCUUUUUUCCUGUCAUUUUUACCUGUUUUCUGGCCAAUGUUGGUUCAGCCGGAAGAAAGAGACUAACCAGUAGUACUCUUCUAUCCUAUCCAUUCAGAUCAAGAACCCUCGAGCACUCACACAAUGGCCGUCAAACUCACUCGCACACUUUUUCUUCUCACCCUCUCAUUCUCGGGGGCUGGUCCAUAUCUAGAUCAAUUAGACUGGGCUGUGCCUCGUUCAUCCGUGAGUUACUAUACUUGCAACGUUGCGUUCCCCCUCCCUCUCCUUCAACUGCAAGGGUACCGAGAAAGGUAUUCUCAAUGCAGACCGAGUGCAGAUGGCUCACUUGAUCAUUGACCAUCCUCGCCAAUAAUUUCUCUCCAUUGCCUUGGGAUUCAUCACAAUUCCCGUGCACCCGGUAGCACCAGCACACUAUGCA
Messenger RNA from Aspergillus vadensis CBS 113365, 870 nucleotides. RefSeq lists its product as uncharacterized. The record is from RefSeq and is a predicted model, not a curated record. The transcript is spliced from 2 exons. Bases 230 to 781 code for a protein of 183 amino acids. Lineage: Eukaryota; Fungi; Ascomycota; Eurotiomycetes; Eurotiales; Aspergillaceae.